Molecule: messenger RNA, 1326 nt
Organism: Gopherus evgoodei (Goodes thornscrub tortoise)
Lineage: Eukaryota; Metazoa; Chordata; Testudines; Testudinidae
Gene: TSLIG3C
Product: family with sequence similarity 98 member C
Exons: 8
Coding region: 100-1089 (329 amino acids)
Cellular component (GO): tRNA-splicing ligase complex
Source: RefSeq, a predicted model, not a curated record
GUUCAGAGGGGCGGGGCCCGUGCGUGGCUGAUCUGGGCCCUGCUGGAGACUUUGAACUUGGAGCCGGAGCCGGAGCUGGAGCCAGGCGGGGCCCGGGCCAUGGAGCGCCGGGCGGCUGGGUCCCUGGGGCCACUCUCUGAGGAGAACUUCCUGUGCCUGGCCGAGGCCGGGGUGCAGAGCCCCGAGUUCACCGCGCUCUGCGCCCAGCUGGUGGCGGAGCUCCGAGCCCUCUGCCCCCUGGAGGAGGACGUCAGUCCCACCAGCGGCCCUGAAGAUGCUGAGACCUUCCAGAUUGAGCUGAGCGGGCUGCUGCAGGAGCUGCACUGCCCCUACACUGCGCUCACCACAGGGGAUGUGACUGCCCGGCUGGGCAGCGCCCACAGCUGCCUCCAGCUGCUGUACUUCCUGAGCUCGGAGCUGCAAGCCGCCCGGCUCCUGAGCUGGAAACGCCCCCCUUCGCCGCGGCAGGGAGCGGGGGCCAACGCUGCCCGGCGGGAGCUGCGGCUCAUCAGCCAGGCGCUGGGCCGGCCGGAGCCGGCCCCGACCUGCCCCAUCCCCCAGCUCCUGGAGGACAUAAAAUCCAAGGUAGCGGAGGCCCUGUCUGCGCUGCCUGCCGGCCACCAGGAAAUGGCGCCGCUGCUGAGGGCGCCGCUGACGGCUCGACAGUGGGAAGCACUGGAGGGGAUCCGGCAAGCCCUGUGUGCCGAGUACGAAUGCCGGAAGCGCAUGAUGAUGACGCGCUUCAGCGUCACCCUGCAGUCCUUCCACUGGUCUGAGAGGGCCAAGGCCCAGAGUGCCGCCCUGCUGGCCGCCGUGUCCCCGCUGCGGCAGGCUGAGUCGGUCGCCUCCGGCGUCACCCUGGCCCGGCUGCUGGCCGCCCGCGAGGACGCCUCGCGCAUCGUCAGCACCAGCAGCGGGCGCUGCCGCCAUCGGACCAGCUGCGCCAUCAACAAGGUGCUGAUGGGCGGCGUCCCGGACCGAGGGGGCCGCCCCAAGGAGAUCGAGCCCCCUAUGCCCACCUGGGAGAAGAGGCGAGAAGGGGGGGGAGGCCAGCAGCGCUGGGGCCGACGGGGCAAGAAGAAGAAAUGAAGCCUGCUCCGUCUCUGCCGGGAGCUCCCCCCACACACUGCAGGGGGGUGGGCAGAGCAUCUGGGGGGCAAAGACCCAAGGACUCAGAGCCCAACUAAGCAGAGUGGGCGGUGGAGGGGAGUUGGGGCUCAGAGGGGCUGCACCCCCCUACAGCCAGGGGGUGAUAGAGCAGCUACUGAUCAGAUUCCAGGACGCCUGGGUUCUGGUCCCAGCUCUGGGAGGGGAGUGGGGUUUAGA